Messenger RNA from Mercurialis annua (annual mercury), 1341 nucleotides. RefSeq lists its product as uncharacterized. The record is from RefSeq and is a predicted model, not a curated record. Bases 727 to 1041 code for a protein of 104 amino acids. The transcript is spliced from 2 exons. Lineage: Eukaryota; Viridiplantae; Streptophyta; Magnoliopsida; Malpighiales; Euphorbiaceae.
UUAGUAGAUUGAGAGUCCAAAGUUCAUUAUAAUUAUUCUUCUUUAAAAAUAUUAGUUAGAUUUAGAUUAAGAGUCUUGAUUUUUGCAGUGCUAUAAAUAAUUCAGAGCUUUCAUAAAUUAAAACAAACAAAUCAAUUAAUCGAAAACCAAGCCCAGUGCUUUUUCCCGAAUUGUUUUAAUAUAGGAAUAGUUUCGAUAUUAAUCUCGCCUGAGUUUAUUAGCUUCCGGAUUAAUAUUAUUAGAUUAUUUGGUUAAGUAUUUUAAACAACGAAACACUGUGAAUAUCUUCUCACAAGUUUGUUAAAGCAUCAAAUCUCAAACCGAUCCCGAUUACAAAUUCAAAAAUUCGAGUCCGGAUUAUUUACAGGUCAACAUCUUUUGGCGACUUCACUGGAGAUCUAUUUAUGGUUUGCAUAAAAACAGACUUUAAGGACGAUUCCAGGCACGCUCAGUCUACACGCCGACAACAACUGAAACAGGGGAACAAAGUAGUAGACGAUAUCGAUUCGGACAUAGCAGAGAUCAAGGCCAAGGACAAACAGGUAACUCAGCCAAACAAAGGGGCGAAUCCCUCUUUAGCUGAUGGAACCCCUCCCAUGGACAAGAAUGAUGAGGUGACCGAUGAUUCCGGAGACUAGCUAAUUCCUCCAUCUCGCCCUUCAUUAUCACAAGCCGAUUUCUCGGCUAUGAGGGGAGAGAUCGCCCAGAAAAAUAAACAGAUAGUUGAUGGCGCGAUGUCAAACGUCAGAGGUUAUGAGAAACAUCAUGUCUGAUCAGGCAUCGGUCCAAAGACACAUUCUAAAUAACUUUCAUUGCUUGAGUAAGGCGAUGGAAAACUUGGGCAAGCUCUUUCCCGAACAAUCAGUGGCUGAACAGAGUAAUAGAAGAGCCGAACAAAACCAGACACCGAGUAGAUUCGGAUAUACAAGUAGUUCGGCCGAGCAGGUGGAGUCUACUGCACAUAUUUUGCUUGAUUGUGCAUUUGUAUGGCAAGUUUGGUCGUAUGUUAUGAGAUAUCUCUUCCAAUCGAUUGAGCAAUAACGAUUGGGUUUCGCCUUCUUCUUUAGAGAGCUUCUAUGGUAUAUGGUCUAGUCUAUGCAAAAAACGAUACAGGAUUCUAUGAAAUUCUAUAUGGUUCUUCGUCAAUUUGUCCUUAUGGAAAGUUAGAAAUUAACGUGUCUUCAAGUUCAAAACUAGUCGGAUAGAUAGUCUUAUUUUGGAUAGCGUUAUCAAGACGGCUCUUUUUAACAAGUCUUUUCAUCCGUCUUUUCUUUAUUCUAGAUUGGACGUAUUUAGAAAUUUGGAUUUUUUCUGUAUCCAAAACUGAUUAUAUUAGUUUUU